Messenger RNA from Selaginella moellendorffii, 1793 nucleotides. RefSeq lists its product as uncharacterized. Lineage: Eukaryota; Viridiplantae; Streptophyta; Lycopodiopsida; Selaginellales; Selaginellaceae. The transcript has 3 exons. The record is from RefSeq and is a predicted model, not a curated record. Gene Ontology annotation, molecular function: actin filament binding; protein-macromolecule adaptor activity. Bases 57 to 1712 code for a protein of 551 amino acids.
CCUCUCCUCACCUCGCUACUUCAUUUUGAGCAACUCAUCAAAAUCUUAGGUAUUCCAUGGCUUCACUCCGUUUGCUUCCAAAGGUUGGAGGAUCCCCAAAUAUCAGCAUAGGAAAGGACGGAAUCAAAGCCUCGCUGGACAAUUCUAAGCAAGAAGAUGCUAAGACACCUGAUAAUAAUGCUCCAGCUGUGACUCUCCUGCCCCGCUAUGUAGCAGUAAAGAGCUCUGGGGGCUACUUGAGGCUCAACUUCAAGUCGAGCGGGGAGGAUAACACAAAGCGUCCCUACUUGACUUUCUCGGAACAGAGCAAGUCCCGGUUAGCAACUCAUCAAAUCCUGUACCUGAAGAAAGAUACUGUGUUCUUACGUGCAGCAAAUGGAAGAUUCUGGCGUGUUCUUCAGGAUGGUGGCUGGGUAGUUGCUGAUCGAGAGGGCACACCUGCAUCCACCGAUACUGACUGUCAGUUUGAGGUGAAGCAGAUCAACUCAAACACUUAUUCGUUCAAAUCGGUGCUGAAUGGGAAGUAUCUUGGUGGUCACACCGUGAAAAACCUGGAAAGGGGAUUCAGAGCUUCUGAUGAUACGUCCAAGGAGAGCUUGCAAGUGACUUCUGCAGAAGAUACUGCACUCACACUUCCACGCUAUGUCAUGUUCAAGGGCGGCAACAACAAGUUCAUGUGCGUGCAUGCUGAACGUGGGCAGGAAAUCUGGCUACAAUUCAACCUCGAGAACAAUCCGGACCUUUACGCGGCUUUUGAAGUUGUCCCUACUGUGGAUGGUAAUGUAGCGAUGUGCAGCAUCAAAAGGGACCGCUUCUGGAGGCUAAGUCCCAAUUGGAUAUGGGCCGACAUCGAACGUUCCAAGGCACUUACCACUCCGGCGUGUUUGUUCGAGCCUAUCAAACUCAGCGAUAAACUUGUAGCCUUCCGUUCGACAGUCAACCAAAAGUUGUGCAAGCGCUACACUGAUUAUUGGGUGAGUUCCCUAUGUGCCAUUGCCGACAGCAUCAACGAUAAAGAGACCCACCUGGAAGUGAGCAAGGCUGUGUCGCACACAAGCAUAUUUGAUGUAAAGUAUCUGCUCGAGUUGGCCGAAGUGCGGGAGAUUGAAGCCCUGGUGGUUGGCCGCAGCUACUUGAAGAACGACGGUGAAAAGACGGCAGAUUUACAAGCGCAGGUUACCUUGUCUCAAACACUGACCACCAGCCAAACGUGGAGCACCUCUGACACCUUUUCUAUGAACACAAGCGUGUCUUUAACCGCUGGGAAGCCUGAAGUUGCAAGUGCUACGUUUACGCUGACUAUUGGGACUGAAACAACAAAGACCUACGAAUUUGGUAAGGCCACUCAGAACGCAAUCCAGUUUCAGUCCACAGUCACUGUCAAAGAUGUCAAGCCAAAUGAGAAGGCGAACCUAACCUUUGAAUGUACUAAAGCUAAGUGCCGAAUUCCUUUCACGUACAAGACCAGGAGCACUCGACUGGAUGGUGUUGAUCUGCCAGCAACUGAAGAAAUUGAUGGUAUUUUCGAAGGUGUCCUGGUAUACAACGUUGGAGCAAGGAUAGGACGUGGAACUAAGUUGUCUUCAGAAGUUGGAAAUAAGUUGUCUUUAGAAGCUGGAGACGUUAUCUCUAUCAACAUAGAGACUGGAGAGACACGGAAGGAGGAAGAAUGGGUGCCUAUGGAAGUGACAGAAACUCCUAUUGGUGGAUAAAUUACAGAGAGCAGCGAAACAAAUAAAGAGAAAUAAAAGCUUUCCUCUGAGUGCUAAUAAAACAUUUCUUCAUUUACUUUC